Molecule: messenger RNA, 4320 nt
Organism: Haliotis rufescens (red abalone)
Lineage: Eukaryota; Metazoa; Mollusca; Gastropoda; Lepetellida; Haliotidae
Product: coiled-coil domain-containing protein 87-like
Exons: 31
Coding region: 208-3348 (1046 amino acids)
Source: RefSeq, a predicted model, not a curated record
AUGAGAAACCGGAAGCAGGUUUCUGCAUAGCAACAAAAGAAAAACAGGCUUUAUUUUACAUCAGCUGGAAAUGUCCCGAUUACUAAACUUGAUUGCUGUGGAAACUAUACUACAAUGUUGGAUUUAAGUGAAGUUUUGGUCACAAACGUCAGAGUCAUGUCAAAGACUUCAUCAGGAAUACCUCUGUAGCAGAUUACAAAUCUCAUCAUGAGUACAGAGGCCAAGAACACAUCAAGCUUCCAGGGGUUUAUGCGGGAGUCAAAGAUCCGCACCCCCAAAUACCAGCCUGUCAGAGUUGUCAAACCUGAGAAACAUGAUGCGAUGUAUCCCAUGAGAUGGCCACCAUAUGAUAAUAAUGAUGUUGAGAAUCGUAUUGAUGGUGUGCUUGGCCCGCUGUCUAUAUUUGCUCCAUUUCCACAUGAGGAUGAACCAGAACAUGUGGAACUUGAAUUAGAGCGUCCAGUCACUCCCAUUGAUAAAGAGAUCAAGAGUCAGCCAUCAUCCCUGGACCAGCUCACAAAGUUUGUGAGGCGUCGGAUUGCAGCCCGACCUGAUGUCCCUUUCCUCUCCAUAGAAGAUCAACAGAAUCUGGCUGGCAUCAUCAUGGGCGAGGUGAACUUGAUCUGGCCAGACAUCAGGAAACAGAUUGAUGACCCAUUUCUGAGUCCUGAGGAGAACAAGGAGUUGAACCGGCGUAUCGCUGUGUACAUCGUGACUGUCUGUGAACAGCUCUUCUCUCAUUAUCUGGACAAAGCUCAGGUUUUAAACAGCAGAGGUGUAUUCAGUGGGCCUGCCAACAUGAGUCGACUCAAGGCCCAGCUAGCCCUAGAAGCAAGCAAAUUUUUGACCAUCCUGACAAUCCGGCGCUACAUCGUUGCUGACAUGAGAGGUCAAGGUGAAACUGACUCUGCUGCUUCAGAGGACUUCUUCCCUUCUCAUCCCACCAAGGCUAAACCGGCUGUGGGUGGAUUUGCACAACUCUCAUAUGAAGGACUGAUACAAACAAGUCGGCCCAAGUCCAAGGUGAAGAAGUACAGGAUGAGAACACUGGACCAUGAUGUGAGAGAGAUGACCAAUAACAUGCCGAGCCUGGACACCAGCAAACUGAUGGACCUGGUGGCCCAGCUCCCCGACAGGGCCAUGGCCUCAGCCUCUGAAGAUGCUCGAUCUCUUGCAAGCAGAAUUUCUGAGCGAGAAUCAAAAACAUCUUGUUUCUUAAAAGAGGAGGCGUCCUUACAGAAAGUGUUGUUGAAGCGGUGCAGAUCUGACCCCAACCUCCAUGACGGCGAGACGCUGCUGGAGGAGAUGGAGAUCAGCGAGCGUGUCCGUGACGACCCGUUUGACCACUACGAGCUUGACGUCCUACACAGGGAGAGGGAGAUCAUGGCGAAGGAGAAGGUGUCGGACGACCAGCCGAAGAUGGGUUCGAGGGAGUAUGCUGCGGAAGACCUGCGGAGGCUGGUGGACAGGAAGGAUGAAUCCAAUCAGGAGGUGGAUGAAGAUCUCCCGCCUCUCUUACAGGCUAUUAUCCGCAAUGCUCGUCAUGACGGCCUGAAGGAGAAGAUGGAGGAAGAAUUGAAGGAAUUGGAGAAGAAGAAACAACAGAGGAUAGAGGAUGAACACAUUGCUGUUGAAGAACCUACUCAUCCCCAGCCUGCAACAGUGAGCAGCAAGCUCUCAAACCAGCUGACUGUGCGUACAUCUGACGUCCGUGUGUCAGAGCGGGUAUGCAUGUCCUCCAUCACCCUGAACAGAUUUGCCACUGUCUACAACGACCUGAUUGAAGAGGUGGAUCCAGCUACUGUGAAGGGUCUCGACAAGAACCUGUUCCUGUCAGAUGAGAUCCGGGAGGUCUACCGGGAAAUCAUGAAGACGGUUCCCCAGGACCAUCUCGAAUUGGACGAUGACCCGAUGAUAAUAUCAGCAGCGGAGAACAUCUCCCUGGCCGGUGCCAUGGCGUCAACAACGCUAGCCAAGAAGCCUAAUGAGCGGGUCAUAAACCCACAACUCCGGAAAGGUCAUGACCCUCCCUGGGGAGAAAUGGAUGCCAGCAACUGGGCAAGGACACCUUCAAGCCCACCAAAGAAUUUGCAAGGAGACAACACAUUUACACCUUUAACUCCGAACCCAGAGAAGAUCCAUGCUGCCUUCAGCAACCACCCGUCCAAGUCAUCGCAGCCGCUGACAUCGUCCGAGAACAUGCCCAGUGUGGUGGCAGACAAGAUGGCCAGGACAUACGCAUCGUGGCUUCAGUGGUGGAAGAGUACAGUGACCAGCGACGACUACAUGAAGUUCCUCUCCACACAGGAGACAGAUUUCAUGGGAGUGCUGUUCCAUUUCUACGACUCUGAGGAUGAUGAUGAGGACGAUGAUGAGAGUGAGUCUGGAGGAGGGACAGGACGAGGGCCAUCCAUUGGGAUCGGAAACAGAGGACGUCUUCCAAAGCGGAACAACACUCGGUCCUCUCACUCCAGCAAAGCCUUAGAGCAGAGAGAGCGAGACAGGAAGGUGGAGGAGUUGAAGGCCCUGAAGACGGAGUACAAGGAGGGCUUCUGGAAUGUUAACUCUGUCCUCUUGGGAGGCCUUGGCAAAGACCCGGGUUUAGAAGUUGAUGAGGAAGAAGCCAGCAAGAAGACACAGCAGCCUGUGGAAGCAGAAAAAUCGGCCAAGACACUGAAAGAGAGGGUUGCACAGGCCAGACAGGCUCGCUUGAUGCUGGAGAAGUCACGAGCCAAAUCUCAAGCAUCGGGGAGACAAACAAGCACCACCCACUCCGCAGCAUCCAAGUCAUCUGAGGCAGAGUUCAAGAAACCAGCAACACCACAGGAGCGCCUGGAGCGUGUGUGGGCGUGUCUCAAGAUGACCGACAGCAUGAAACUGGACAUGGCCAUCAAGUACAGCUGUAAUGAGUUCUUUGCCAGACUUGAUGAGGUCAUGGAGAAGUGGGAGAGUGCAGCGGAUCUGAUUCUCAAACGAGAAGCUCUCAUGGAGAAAUUGGAAAACUUUGAAAGAAGGGCCUCUGACCCCAACAGAUUCUUUGAGAAAGGACACAAGGGCAGCUCGGUGCUGAGGCUGGAGGAGGCGAGGCAGAGGAGCUUCUACUACAAGAGUAUUGAUGCCCUGGAUUUGGAAAUUAAAGCUGAACUUGACUAUGUGAAGGAAAAGUUCCAGGACAGCAUAUCGUUUAAGGGUCGUCCGUACGCGGAGAAGAUGAAGUGGGACCGUGUGGAGAUGCUGUACUGGCUGCAGGAGGAGCGGAAGCAGCACGCCAUCCAGUACGAGACUCUCACACGACAGCUGCCACUCAAACAUGCCCAGCUGGAGCCCCUGCAGCUGCAGGCCAAGUGAGGGGGAGACAUCCACAGCUGUAGCCCUCCAGCUUGUAAGGAAGAGAUAUAUAUCCAGCAUAGACAACCUCUAUACACAGUGGUUAGCAGUAGUAGGUGUGCUGCAAGUGAUAGGCACAACAUGUAUGUUUGGUGUAUUCAGCAUUACUGCCACACUGACACAAGAGUCACCUGAUACUGGUGAGUGUGGCAGCGAGGGGACAGGUUCUGGAUAUUCACAAAAUGCUUUGAAGAUAGAUACAUUGUGAAUUCUGGAAGCAUUUACCAAAUGAUAUAGUAAUUAUAAGUAUCAUGAUGUCUUUUGUAUAGCGGUAAGUCCAGGGUUAUGAAUUGCAAUUCUAAUGUACAUGAAAUAUUUGUAAAAUUCCAAAAUAAACCUGUUCCUGUCAAGGUCGCUACUUAGUUUCCUGAGGAAAUGAGUGCCUGUAUGUUUAUUUCAAAUACCAAAACCUAUUGUGUAACUGUUAUUAAUGUUUGAACUGUGGGACUUAUUUUUACAGUUCACAAUUUCUAUACGAAAAGAACUCGAUAUUUUAAUGUUUGCUUGAGGUGGUUGUGAUUUGAAUGCAUUGUUUAUUUAUGUUGAUUUGUAGAAAUGAUUUGAUAUAAUCUUCAUGCAUAUUUACGCCUGCUUGUUCUCUUGAAACAUAUCAUAAGAAGAAUCUGGCUUCAAAGCGCAGAUAGAGGAGUCAGCUACUAUUCCAGUAUUCUCAAGGAAACCAGUUCCUCAUUACAAAAUGUGAAAAGUAAUUAAUAUUUACUCCUAUAUCUUAUAUGCAAAUAAAUGUGAUCAACCGUCCGUGAAGGUAUGAACUGUGAUAAAUUAACAUUUACACUACUGCUGAUUUUUUAAGGUUUAUUUUGUUUGGAGUUUUCUUGUUAUAUGGUCAACAUUAUUUGUACAGUUACAUAUUAUUGUACUAGAUAUUUUAUAUGUUCAUUUACAUGUAUGAAUAAAUCAUUGAAGAGGAAA